AUGUCGAUGAGAGAGGAUGCUUUACUUGCGAAGGGUGUGGCGGAUCGCCGUCCGUCGGGGCCAGCUCAGGCGACUGAGUUGAUCCCGGUGGCGGCCCCAUCCGGCCCCCCACUUAUGACGAACCGGCUUUCGACAACUGACGCUGACGGGUUUGACUCAUCGGAUUUUGACGCGCACCCUCGUGAUCGAGUGUUCAUUCUCAUGAACAAACUCGCCCACGGGGGCCCCUACCCUGGUCGAGAGGACGACGAGGCGGCUAUUCUCGCCUUCUGCAACAUUCAGAAGGCUGCCGCUCUACCGCACACGAGGCAGCAUGUGUCGGGUGUGCCACCGAGAGCCCCGCCGGUCGCAUCGCACGAUUUUGCGGUCCCGGCGGUGGCGGCCUCGGCGGGAGUUGCGCCGCUGGCCUCGACCACUGAAGAGGUCGAUGUGCCCCCGGUUGCCCCCCUGGCCCCGGAGACACGAGAAGAGCCCGUGGCUGCGCUAGCUGCAGCUACCGAGAUGGCGGACAUGGACCUGCCCGACGCAAAUCUGGCUGAGGCGAUUGCCGAGUCGGAGCGCCGUGACACCGACCUUGACGCUCCCCGCGCGCCCAGAAAGCGGCGGGCUGUGACGCAUGACGACUCUGACACUCCCUCUCAGACAUCUGAAGGAGCGAGGCCGCGGAAGAAGGCCACCAGGGCCUCCCGCACCUCCACCACCGAGUCUGGGCUGACUCUCGCGGGCUCCUCCCGGAGCACCGCCGCGCAGAAAUCGACGAAGACCACGCGGCGGCCCACUCGUUCACCUGCUGCUUCCCGACAGCCGGACGAGGAUGGUUUUGUCGCCCCGCCCCGGCGGCACACUGCCAGGGCCGCUGCGCUGCAGCUACCGACCCCGCUGCCGACCGCCAACACGUUUGCGGGCGUCAGCGACGAUGCGAUGGAGGAUGGCGCCGCGCCUCCGGCGCCGGCCCAAAAGAAGCCGCCGCCUAUAGUCAUCCAGUGGGCUGGCGAAUACAAGGAGUUCCAGCAAAAACUGGACAGGGUGGCCACGUCCGCCACUGUCAAGAACGCUGGCCGUGACCUUUACAAGGUCACAGUGUCGACCAACGAGGAGUACCGCGCGGUGAUGGACGCCAUCUGCAAAGAUGGCCUCCCCUUUGCUGCCGCCACCAAGGGAGGACCAGCUUCCGCCACCCGAAGUUCGGCGCAGGUGGAGCGUGAGCCGCGGCCACCGACCGCGCCGUCCACGGCUUCGCCCGUGGGGGUGGCAGCCCCCGCGACCACGCAGGGCGCGCGGGCUGCCGCCCCGCGCAGGCGUCGCCGGCGUGCGGGCCGGGCCACCCCUGCCGCUGCACGACGGACUGUCGAAGACACUCUGCCGCCGCAGAGGACGACGCCUCGUGCUGCGCCGCGACCGGCUGCCGAUGCUCCGCGGCAGUCGCCUAGUACGGAGCAGCCGCCACCGGCCGCCCCAGUGGCGGAGGCCGCCCCAGCGGCCCCCACCGCCCCCAUGGCCACCGACACUGCGCUGUCUGCUCCGCUGCCAGAUUCUGACGAUGAGUGCACUGCCGCCCCUCGGCCACGCGGACGCAGCGGGAAACAGAAGAGGAGGGCACCAGCUGCGACGGCUGCUGCUCGCAGCUCGCCGAUUGAGAAGAGGGCCAAGCAAGACUUCGCCCCUGACGCUGACGGUUUCGUCCCGGCCCGGCGCACUGCAAGACGCAUGCUGUCAUCGACGACGCCACCAACUGUCGUCGCCAACUCCUUCGAUGCGCUCGAGGACGCGCCGGACCCGCCGCCGAGCAAUCCUGCGCCGAAGACAGACUCCCAUCUUCCGCCGGUGGUUCUUCAGUUUCGGCCGCCCUAUGGAGAACUGCAGAAGCUGUUGCGCAGCUGGACGACGGCCGUGUACACCGUGAAGCCUGCGGGGCGAGACCUAUACAGGGUCACACUCCGCACUGCUGAUGACUAUCGCCGGGUCACCCAGGAGGCGUCUGAGCGUGGAAGUGCGUGCCCCCGUCCGCCCUCCGAGAAGCCUACAUGUGCACUCUGUGGCGGUGCUCAUGUGGCCAGUUAUCGUGGGUGUGAGGUAUGGAAGCGUGCCAUUGCUCGCCAGCGUGGCCAAACACCAGCGCCACAUCAGAAGAAGCUCGCAACGAGACGGCCAGGCGUCUCUUUCGCGGCGGCAACGUCAGGGACGCCCUCCGCCGCCCCGGCUACGUCGGUUCCUGCUCCCGCCGCAUCCGAGGCCGUACCGACACCGGAGGCUCCUGCGCCUCCACCACCGCCGCCAGUGGCGGUACCGGGUACUGCCUCUCCCGGGCCGUCGGCCGGACCGCGCCCCACCAACCGCCGGCGCGGGGGUCACCGCCCAGUGGGUACCCAACGCUCAGCACCGUCCGUCGAGCAGCCCCAGGUGGACUCUCACAGCGAAGCAGCCACGCCCCCCCUUUCCUGCGCCGGGGCCGCGCCGGCUGUCUCCACCGCUGACCUGGCCAACCUCGUCGCGCAGCUCACAGCCCUGGUGACCAGUGCUACGAAGUUGAUUGAAGUCCUGUCGCAGCAACUCACCGCUGCAGUGCCGAUGGCCUCUCCGGCCCCAACCGCUGCCAACACUCAACAGCCGCACCAUGGCCAGCGUUAG
Schistocerca americana (American grasshopper) is the source of this 2628-nucleotide messenger RNA. Its product is annotated as actin cytoskeleton-regulatory complex protein PAN1-like. The coding region runs from base 1 to 2628 and encodes 875 amino acids. The transcript is spliced from 4 exons. The record is from RefSeq and is a predicted model, not a curated record. Lineage: Eukaryota; Metazoa; Arthropoda; Insecta; Orthoptera; Acrididae.